UCUGCGUCACUGCCCGCUGCGGGGGCCGUGGGAGGGAUACGUAUAAGGGGGCCGCCAGUCUCGCUUCCGGAGCCCACUACGCGGUGAUGGAGACUCGCCAGGUGCCCAGGAGCUCCCGGGUGCGGCUGCUGCUGCUCCUCUUGCUGCUUGUGCCCUGGGGCGUCCGCACUGCCUCAGGCGUCGCCCUGCCCCCCGAGGGGGUCUUCAGCGUCCGCUCUCUCGGCCGGGCCUGGGUGGGUCCCGCCACCACCCUGUCGCGGCGAAGUCUGGCGCUGGCGGACGACGCGGCCUUCCGGGAGCGCGCGCGGAUGCUGGCCGCCCUCGAGCGCCGCCACUGGCUGAACUCAUACAUGCACAAACUGUUGGUGCUGGACGCGCGCUGAGAGCACGCUGGCCCGUACAUUAAUAAAGACCCU
Messenger RNA from Rhinolophus ferrumequinum (greater horseshoe bat), 416 nucleotides. It is a transcript of the gene PTH2, whose product is annotated as parathyroid hormone 2. The record is from RefSeq and is a predicted model, not a curated record. Gene Ontology annotation, biological process: neuropeptide signaling pathway. The coding region runs from base 87 to 383 and encodes 98 amino acids. The transcript is spliced from 3 exons. Gene Ontology annotation, cellular component: extracellular region. Lineage: Eukaryota; Metazoa; Chordata; Mammalia; Chiroptera; Rhinolophidae.